CUUUCAUACGACGUCGUUAGGAUAUGAGAUUUUCUCCAUCCGAGUUGGGAGCAUUUACGUGAGAUAACAUAUGUCCACGUGUCCCGUAUCUUCUCCCUUGGACAAUCGUCCGCUCUAAUGGCGCCCGUAACUCUCUUUGUGACGGCGACGAAGCUCGCCGGAGUUUUAGCCACCAUUACCGUAGCCGCCAACGCCUUCUCCUUCUCCCGUUAUCGGAAAAGAAAUCUCGCCCCCUUUGACUGUCCUAUUGAUGAAACCUCCGACACUCUCGCUACCUUCAACAUCAAUUCCUCCGAUUCAGACGACGAAGAGGAGGAACAUUUCUUUUUCGGGUUGGCAACAGCACCAGCUCAUGUUGAAGACGGGCUUAAUGAUGCUUGGCUUCAGUUUGCACAAGAUGAGGCUGUCAAUGAACAAGAUGAGAUGAAAACAGCAGAUGCAGCAAUGGCUUCUGCAACCGGUGAUGGUGGAUCUCAGCAAGCUCCUGCUCCUGCUCCUUUAAAGAGGAAGAAGUCUCUUAAGGUAGCCAUGGAAGCGAAAGUUAGAGGACUUGUGAAAUAUAUUGAAGAGGAUGAAUCCACAUCAACCAAAGAAGAAGAAGCGCAGCAAAAUGUUGCUGCAUGGCACAAUGUGCCAAACCCGGAGGAAAGGCUAAGGUUUUGGUCUGAUCCUGAUACGGAAUUAAAGUUGGCUAAAGAUACUGGUGUUAAGGUGUUCCGUAUGGGAAUAGAUUGGACUAGGAUCAUGCCAAUAGAGCCCCUCAAUGGCCUUAAAGAAUCAGUUAAUUAUGCAGCAUUGGAGAGAUAUCGAUGGAUCAUCAAUAGAGUUCAAUCUUAUGGUAUGAAGGUUAUGCUGACUUUGUUCCACCAUUCACUGCCGCCAUGGGCCGGGGAUUAUGGAGGAUGGAAAUCAGAAAAAACAGUAGACUAUUUUAUGGACUUUACUAGGCUGGUUGUUGACCAAGUAUUUGAGCUCGUGGACUAUUGGGUAACGUUUAACGAGCCUCAUGUGUUCUGUAUGCUGACUUACUGUGCUGGUACUUGGCCGGGUGGUCAUCCUGACAUGUUGGAGGCUGCUACUUCUGCGCUACCAACUGGUGUUUUUCACCAGGCUAUGCACUGGAUCGCUGUUGCUCACUCUCAGGCCUAUGAUUACAUCCAUGAACAAAGUGUAUUGUUAAAACCAAUUGUGGGAGUUGCACACCAUGUCUCUUUUAUGCGUCCAUAUGGCCUCUUCGACGUUGCUGCUGUUUCCAUAGCUAAUUCUUUGAGUCUCUUCCCAUUUUUGGACGAUAUAUCUGAUAAAAUGGACUAUAUAGGAAUAAAUUACUACGGCCAGGAAGUGAUCGGUGGUGCUGCACUAAAAUUAGUUGACACUGACGAAUAUAGUGAAUCGGGACGUGGAGUAUAUCCAGAUGGCUUGUUUCGAGUUCUGUUGCAUUACCAUGAAAGAUACAAAGAUCUCAAAAUUCCCUUUAUUAUUGCUGAAAAUGGUAUCUCUGAUGAGACAGAUUUGAUACGGAGACCGUACAUUUUAGAACAUUUACUUGCAGUUUAUGGAGCCAUGAUGAUGGGUGUUCGAGUCCUUGGGUACUUGUUCUGGACCACUUCCGACAACUGGGAAUGGGCCGAUGGCUAUGGUCCUAAAUUUGGGCUCGUGGCGGUUGAUCGGUUCAAUGAUCUUGCACGGGUCCCACGUCCCUCGUACCAUCUGUACUCCAAGGUGGUGACUACCGGUAAAAUUACUCGGGAAGACCGAGACAAAGCAUGGUACGAACUCCGGAAAGCAGCUAGAGAGAAGAAAACAAGACCGUUCUAUCGUAAAGUAAACAAACACGGGUUCAUGUACGCAGGAGGUCUGGACGAACCCAUAAUGCGACCGUUUAUUGAACGGGAUUGGCGAUUUGGACACUAUGAAAUGGAAGGAUUACAAGACCCGUUUAGCCGAUUUUCAAGAUCCAUCCUUCGGCUUCUUCCCCUAAGGAGGAAGAAAGCCGAAGAUCAAGUGGAGUACGAUGAAGUCGCCGUUCAGGCGGUUUAGUUUCGAGAUUAUGGUAAUCUGUGUUAUGUAAAUGGACUGGAGGUCCAUCUAAUUGUACUAUAAGAUCGAUCUGUGAACUUCAAGAUUUGCUGAUUCAACUUUUUACUUUUUGUAAUAAAUCUUCUUAUGAUGUUAAAAUUCAGGAACUGGAAAUUACAAAUUCACAAUUAUAACAACUAUUGAGGUC
This is a messenger RNA of Cynara cardunculus var. scolymus (artichoke), 2227 nucleotides long. Its product is annotated as beta-glucosidase-like SFR2, chloroplastic. Bases 118 to 2040 code for a protein of 640 amino acids. Gene Ontology annotation, molecular function: beta-glucosidase activity. The record is from RefSeq and is a predicted model, not a curated record. Gene Ontology annotation, biological process: carbohydrate metabolic process. The transcript is spliced from 10 exons. NCBI's taxonomy places the organism in Eukaryota, Viridiplantae, Streptophyta, Magnoliopsida, Asterales, Asteraceae.